UCCAAGAUUUAAAAUCUGCUUUUAGGCUGAAGAAGUGAGAAUAAUCGGCCCUCCUGUCUGCAGCUCUGGUAUAAAAGGCUCACAUGCAGAGUUCUUCCAAAACAACGACAGCUCUGCACUGAAAACCUCCCCAGGCUGUAUUCUACUGUUCAGAAUGGACGUCCAAACCGUGGGGUUGCUGCUGUUUGUCCUGGCCUUCGUGGAGCAGAGCCUGUCAUCCUGCGUGGUGGACAGAUUCACCGUCAAGCAGGACUUUGAUCCCCAAAGAUACGCAGGGAAAUGGUACGCGCUGCAGAAGAAGGACCCAGAGGGCCUGUUCCUGCAGGACAACAUAUCUGCCGAAUACACCGUAGGGGACGAUGGCUCCAUGGUGGCGUCCUCCAGAGGCAGAGUGACUCUCUUUGGGUUCUGGGUGGUCUGCGCAGACAUGGCCGCUCAGUACUCCGUACCUGACCCCAACACCCCCGGCAAGAUGUUCAUGAACUACCAGGGACUGGCCAGCUACCUGUCCAGCGGCGGUGACAACUACUGGGUCAUCGACACCGACUACGACAACUACGCCAUCACCUACGCCUGCCGCGUCCUGAGGGAGGACGGGAGCUGCGAGGACGGCUAUGCGCUGGUCUUCUCCCGCAACCCGCGCGGCCUCCCCCCGGCGAUCCAGAGGCUGGUCCGACAGAAGCAGGAGGAGAUCUGCAUGGCGGGGCAGUUCCAACCUGUGCUGCAGUCCGGAGCCUGUUAGACGUCUAGGCUGCAUCAUAUGAAUCCAGAUCAACAAGCCUAGGAGGGAGGCCCCUCCCCCCCUCCCCCGUGACAUCUAGUGUGUGGAUCUGUGUUGGUGAAAAUAAACAUUUUAUAAAGAAA
Cyprinodon tularosa is the source of this 864-nucleotide messenger RNA. Its product is annotated as purpurin-like. The coding region runs from base 155 to 742 and encodes 195 amino acids. The record is from RefSeq and is a predicted model, not a curated record. The transcript is spliced from 6 exons. Lineage: Eukaryota; Metazoa; Chordata; Actinopteri; Cyprinodontiformes; Cyprinodontidae. Gene Ontology annotation, molecular function: retinol transmembrane transporter activity; retinoid binding.